Molecule: messenger RNA, 870 nt
Organism: Trichomonas vaginalis G3
Lineage: Eukaryota; Parabasalia; Trichomonadida; Trichomonadidae
Product: histone serine kinase protein
Exons: 1
Coding region: 1-870 (289 amino acids)
Biological process (GO): protein phosphorylation
Molecular function (GO): protein kinase activity; ATP binding
Source: RefSeq, a predicted model, not a curated record
AUGGAUGAGCUUGAAAAAGAACUGUUUGCAAAUGAGGAAAUUGAAAUCAAGGAACAAUUAUUCGCUGAUAAGUACACUAAAACAUAUGUAGUAGAAUGGAAAAAAUGCGACGACCUCUACAUUCUCAAAAAAAUUAAACUCAACAUUUCGCAACAACUCCGAAUUGAUUCCUUAAAAGCUUUAUAUCAUCCAAAUGUAAUACAUAUUUACAGAUCAUGGGUCAUUAAAAAGCAUGUGUAUUACCUAAUUGACUAUUGUAAGAAGUCUAUGGGAACAUUAGUUUCAGAAACUGGUCCAUUAGACCCAAAGAUGUUUACCAUAUACUCAUUCAAUAUGCUACAAGCCUUAAAGUUUUGUCACGAAAAAGACGUGAAAAAUCUCCGAUUAACCCCUUAUCGAUUUUUCUUAGAUAAAUAUAAUAGAAUUAGGAUGUGCAUGUUUUGCCUUGCAGUACAGUCUAAUGCUUACACAUCUUCUUUUUCAAUUUAUCCAAUAGAAACUACAGAUAUUGUGACUUUAGGACUUAUAUUUUAUUUUAUGGUUACAGGAAAGAUACCUGCAGGCUUUAGUUUUGAUAGCGUAGAAAAUGUGUUUCAAGAUCCAUCAAUCAUAGAAAAUAUUACUUAUCCAGCAGACAUGCCAAGCGAUAUUAAGGACUUGAUAAUGAAAUGUUUUGACUUAUCAAAAGAUAACUCAGUUACGGAUUUGUUACAGAAUCCAAUUUAUAAAGCAGUUCCUGCUUUGGAGCGAAACAAAGUUAGAACGCCAAAUUCACCACACAUAUGCCAGUUCAAGCGAUUUAGUGAUGUUCCUCAGCCAGUGCCUGUUGUAUUAAAUUAUCGCCAGUUUCAGCGCCGUUCCUUAAAUUAG